Molecule: messenger RNA, 2775 nt
Organism: Clarias gariepinus (North African catfish)
Lineage: Eukaryota; Metazoa; Chordata; Actinopteri; Siluriformes; Clariidae
Gene: ddx31
Product: DEAD (Asp-Glu-Ala-Asp) box polypeptide 31
Exons: 21
Coding region: 118-2289 (723 amino acids)
Biological process (GO): ribosome biogenesis
Cellular component (GO): nucleus
Molecular function (GO): RNA helicase activity; nucleic acid binding; ATP binding
Source: RefSeq, a predicted model, not a curated record
GAGAAAGCACAUGAGGAGUUUCAUAGAGUCUGUUAUGAAUGUUUAGCUGAAGCUGCUCAGCAGAUUAUCACAUUGUAAGAUCAUUUUAACGCGGAAAGUUGCUGUGUGGUGUUCAUCAUGGCCUCGGAUAUGCUGAUGCUCAACAUCUUCAACCAGGAGCCCAAUCACUCAGGAACAGAGAGAAACACUGAGAAACACAGCAGGUUUUCAGCAGGACAGAAAUGGAAAGCAAAAAAGAUGGCGAUUGGAAAAAGGAAGAGCUCGUGUGAAAAUCCAGACCGUGGCUUUGCCAAGCAAAGGAAGCUAAAUGCCACGACAAACAUAAAGAGCGAGGACCAGCCCGCUUCCAAGUUCCCAUCAAAACCGAAACCAAAACCAUCUCCAAAUAAAGGCCAGGAGGAACACAAGGGACACGACAGACCUUUCGUUAAAACGUCAUCUCUUUUCCGAAACAACCCAGAGAUCCCGGAUGUGCUCAGUCCUGCUGUUACUCAGGUGAAGGAGAAGAUCUUUACUGGGAACUCCUUUUGUGAACUAGAUCUUCAUCCUCACUUAGUAGCGACACUUAACAAAUUGUUCAACAUAAGCAGUAUGACCAGCGUACAGAAGCAGACCAUCCCUGUGCUCAUGUCGGGACAAGAUGCUGUUGUUCGAUCCCAAACUGGAUCAGGAAAAACGCUGGCGUAUGGAAUUCCUCUGAUCCAGUCUCUCCAGGCAGUGCAACCAAAAAUCAACAGAUCAGAUGGGCCCCUGGCAGUUGUGAUCGUGCCUACGAGAGAGUUGGCACAGCAGAGCUUCCAAAUCUUCCAGAAACUUCUAAAGCCCUUCACCUGGAUUGUACCUGGUGUCCUGAUGGGAGGAGAAAAGAGAAAGGCAGAAAAAGCCAGACUGAGGAAAGGCAUAAAUGUUUUGAUCUCCACUCCAGGACGAUUGGUGGAUCACAUCAAGAACACGCUCAGCGUCGAUUUUAGGGCCGUACGCUGGCUCGUCCUGGAUGAAGCAGACAGGACACUUGACCUGGGCUUUGAGAAGGACCUGACUGUAAUCCUGAACGCUCUGAAUUCUGGCGGCUCCACCAGGCAGACGGUGUUGCUCUCUGCUACACUCACUGAGGGACUUUCCCGGUUAACCAGCAUUAGCAUGAAAGACCCAGUGUACAUCCAGGUCACAGAUAUUACUGAUGAAACCGCGGACACAUCGAAACCCUCUCUGUCGUCCCAGACAGCACCUUCUCAGCCGACCGACGGCUACACCGUGCCUGACCGGCUGCAGCAGUAUCUGGUAGUGGUGCCUAGCAAACUGCGCCUGGUCUGCCUCGCAGCUUUUAUACUGGCCAGGUGUAAGUCCGAGCGAGAUCAGAAGCUCAUUGUCUUCAUCUCCAGCUGUGAGGCGGUGGAGUUCCUCGCCACGCUCCUCUCCACUGUCCUGUGCGGCGGCAACUCCGGCGCUGAAAGCAAGCAGCGGCUGUCAAUCAACUUCCUCCGACUCCAUGGCAACAUGGAGCAAGAGGAACGGACCGAGGUGUUUCAGGAGUUCUCCCAGUGUAAAGCCGGUGUCCUGCUGUGUACGGAUGUGGCAGCACGUGGGUUGGAUCUUCCUCAAGUCACGUGGAUUGUACAGUUUAACCCUCCGACGUCCGCAGCGGAGUACGUGCAUCGCGUCGGCCGUACGGCUCGCAUCGGCGCUCAGGGAAAAGCCCUUCUCUUUCUCACCCCCUCAGAGACCGCCUACACGGACGUCUUGGCCAAUCACAAUAUCAGUCUCGGUGAGAUGAAAAUGGAAGACAUCUUGUCGACCCUGAUGCACGACGAGCGCUUCAAAGGAAGAGGAAAUUGGGACAAAAAGAAAUCAGCCGCUGCCCGUGAGCAAGAUAUGCGCGAGCGAGCGACGGUUUUGCAGACCGACUUUGAGAACCAUGUUCAUAGCAGUGCGGAGUCGGUGCAGGCUGCUAAGAAAGCCCUGCAGUCAUUCGUGAGAGCGUAUACGGCAUACCCCUCAGCUCUGAAACACAUCUUCCACAUCCGUCACCUCCACCUGGGCCACGCUGCCAAGAGCUUCGGCCUGCGGGACGCACCACAGGGCCUGUCCUCCGCCAGCACGGACUCCACGGCCAAGAAGAAUCCUAAAGGAAAGGAUAAUACCAGACCCACUCAUAAGCUCACAGCCAGAGAGCGGGUGGCCAGCCUGAUCCGCUCCGAGUACAACAGCGGGAUAGACGGAGAGUCAAAGUCCAAAAAGAAGAGGAAGAAGCGAAAAGCUAGCACAGAUGAUGAGCCGACAGAAGGGUGACAGAUUUUUUUAUUUCUUUAAAACACAAGAAAAGUGGCUUAAAAAAAAAUCACAGACUUGUGUGCAGAGCUUUGGAGGUACAGGUGUUUAGCUUCCCCGCUGUACAUUUUGUGGCAUGGUAAAGCUCCAUGAAACUCAUCAUCAUCAUCCUCAUCAUCCUCAUGGCCACCACCAAGAAUCCUGCUGGAAGAGGGGCUGCGUGGAGCUUCGCUUUAAGGAAGCCGUGUUUGUUUAUGUGGAAAUACUUGGAUUUAUAAAUGUGUCAUGCCUUCUUUUUUAUGCAUCACUGGAGGCAAUGGGGGGGGAAAAGGAAAAUAAAACAUUUUUAGUUUGUGCAGUGUCAUUCUGUGAUCAUCUUUCGUUAUGGACUUUGAAAAUAUGGCUGUGCAGAAACGAUAUUAAGAACGUGGGAUUUCUAAAUAUGUAAUGCUUUUUAUGGAUUACUGGAGGCAUUGGAAAAAUAUGUAAAAUAAAACAACUUUUAGU